CUGCCUGGGAGGAGAGGAAAGGAAGCAAGUCUGGAAACUCGGAGAAGGCAAAGUGCAGCCAGCAAGAGGGCAGGGUCACGUGUGCUUGUUUUCAUUGCCUGCAAACUGCUGUGCUCUCCAGCCUGGCUCAGGCCUUCCUACUGCAUGAUCCUGCUCUUAGCAGCUGGGCUGUGCUUCCUAGCCAUACCCUGCACCCUGGCUCCCUCUCCUCAGCCCUGUUUUGUGGGGUUAGAGGAGCCCUCUGCUCUGCCCUCCACCCCAUGAGCAUGCAGGGGCUGGGAGACAGUGGGUGCAGCUGCCAGGGACAGGCCGUGCCAUGCUAUCCUAAGUGGCUUUGCCUGCGAGUCCUGGUGUGUUAGAACAAGCCCAGGGCCUGGCUGCACACUGCCUGCUUGCCUUUGGCAGUCCUUUCCAACCAGUUGGGCUGGUGCGUGGUGUAUAGGAGCUGCUGAGUCACGGAGCUGCUGGGGCCAGGCAUAUUGGCUAGCCAGGCCCAGGCUGGUCUUCGGGAUGCUGUAUCCGGCCUAUGCCUCCUACAAGGCUGUGAAGACCAAGAAUAUUCGGGAGUAUGUCCGCUGGAUGAUGUACUGGAUUGUGUUUGCACUCUUCAUGGCAACAGAGACCUUGACGGAUGUCUUCAUUUCCUGGUUUCCCUUCUACUAUGAGAUCAAGAUGGCAUUUGUUGUCUGGCUGCUGUCCCCGUACACCAAGGGAGCCAGCCUGCUGUACCGGAAGUUCAUCCACCCCACGCUGUCCCGCAGGGAGAAGGAGAUCGACAUGUACAUCAGCCAGGCCAAGGAGCGCGGCUAUGAGACCAUGGUCAACUUGGGGAAGCGGAGCCUCAACAUUGCAGCCACGGCAGCUGUCCAGGCUGCAACCAAGAGCCAGGGUGCAUUGGCUGGGCGCCUGCGCAGCUUCAGUAUGCAGGACUUGCGCUCCAUCUCAGAUGACUCGCCUGUGCACUAUGAGGAUCCCCUGUACCUGGAGGACCAGGUGGCAAGGAGGCGCCCACCCAUUGGGCAGCGAGCCGCCUCUGCCAGCCGGCAGCCAGCACAUGAGAGCGACAGCGAGGAGGAAGAGGACUGCUGGUCCGACUCCCAGGUCUCUCCCAAGGUCACACACCGCAGCAAGGACUCCAAGCCACUCUCCCGGAGCCAGAGCCUCCGCGUGGUCAAGAAGGGCUCGUCUCGGGUGGUGAGAGGCCGGGCCAGGAGGAAGGUGGUGCCACCGGAUCAGGACAGUUAAGCAGCCCUGGGGAGGCCAGAGCCGUGGCUCACUGGGAGUCUUCGCCUGACUAGAUGUGCUGCUGCGUGGGAGAGGGGACUGUCUCCUCCUUUCCACCUUCUGGAGUGGCUAGCUCCUCUGUUGCAGGGAAUGGACUCCCCCUGAUACCUUGCUCUGUAAAUAUCUUGGACUUCCUCAUGCCUCCCCGGUGAUGCCCGGUUGCUCUUUGUGCCCUGCAAGCUGCCUCUAAGCACAGUCUCCCUGCAGCUUCUUUCCAUGGAGGCUGGAUUCUGUCUUAAACUCUCUUUUUUGGAGGCCCCAGCAGCAGCACACUUGCUACUGGGCUAGUAGCACCUUUAGGCCAUGGAGCUGCUCUCCCAGCAUCCUCAUGUUUCAACAAGGGCCCUGUGAUGCUGGAGGGAAGAGGACCCCCUUCCUGUGCCUUUCUUCUGUACAGCUGCUGCAGGCUGGCUCCAGUGCCUCUGACCCCUCCUUGCUCUGGCCUGUGCAGCUCUGCCCACCCCUUGUUUUAUUCAGGUUCCUCUUUUUUCCCUGCUCGGGAGUCCGGGCUACUGCAGGCCAGCCAGCCCACCCAGUGCUGUAGCUACAAGCUGCCUUCCCUCCCAUUCAGCCGACGCCUCCAGUGGCCCAUGACUCCAGUGUGGAGCUGGGCUAGUGGAGAGAGAUGCACCAGACCAUGCCGGAGUGGGACACAGGUGCCCUGUGUGCCAGGUGUUAGCCUCCUGGUUGUUCAGUUUUACGGGGGGGAGGCAGGUAUUGAUGUAGCUCGUCACCUGAGCUCCCCUUUCCUGUCCCUUGGGGACCUACAACUGUCCUGCUGUUGCCAAGAUGAAUGACACUAAGCCAGCUGGAUGGCUCUGCCCUCUGCCAGUCUGCCCCCAGCUCUGUGCCUUGAAGCCGAAGCACAUUUCUGCCUCGCAGGUAAAUGUCACCCUAGUUCUGCCUUUGCCGCUGCUCCAUGACUUUCAAGCUGUGGGCGACUCGGCCCCUGUCGAAUCUGCACCGAACCAAAGAUGUUGCAUGUCAAACCUCACCAUACUCCUGUGCAUUGGCUCUGACCGGUGUGCUGGGAGCUGGCACUCUUUUUUUUCAGCCAGGCCCUUCCCUCCUGCCUGUGCUGAGACACUUCCAAGCCUUGACUGGAUCCUUCUUGAAUGCUUGAUGGCUCAGACCCUCUCCCCUCUCUCGUCUCUUUGUCCUUCGUGUAUUUUUAAGAUUGGACCCUCCCAAGACGCGAUUUUGUAUGUUGAAAUAAAUAGCUAUUGACACUAAA
Alligator mississippiensis (American alligator) is the source of this 2518-nucleotide messenger RNA. RefSeq names its product receptor accessory protein 4 (gene REEP4). Gene Ontology annotation, cellular component: cytoplasmic microtubule; endoplasmic reticulum tubular network; endoplasmic reticulum membrane. The record is from RefSeq and is a predicted model, not a curated record. Lineage: Eukaryota; Metazoa; Chordata; Crocodylia; Alligatoridae. Bases 511 to 1245 code for a protein of 244 amino acids. Gene Ontology annotation, biological process: endoplasmic reticulum tubular network organization. The transcript has 8 exons. Gene Ontology annotation, molecular function: microtubule binding.